AUGGAGGAGAGGUGGAGGAGAGAUGGAGGAGAGGUGGAGCAGAGAUGGAGGAGAGAUGGAGGAGAGAUGAAGGAGAGAUGGAGGAGAGGUGGAGGAGAGAUGGAGGAGAGAUGGAGGAGAGAUGGAGGGGAGGUGGAGCAGAGAUGGAGGAGAGAUGGAGGAGAGGUGGAGGAGAGAUGGAGAAGAGGUGGAGGAGAGAUGGAGGAGAGAUGGAGGAGAGAUAGAGGAGAGGUGGAGCAGAGAUGGAGGAGACAUGGAGGAGAGAUGGAUGAGAGAUGGAGGAGAGAUGGAGGAGAGGUGGAGCAGAGAUGGAGGAGAGAUCAAGGAGAGAUGGAGGAGAGAUGGAGGAGAGGUGGAGGAGAGGUGGAGGAGAGGUGGAGCAGAGAUGGAGGAGAGAUGGAGGAGAGAUGA
Molecule: messenger RNA, 411 nt
Organism: Knipowitschia caucasica
Lineage: Eukaryota; Metazoa; Chordata; Actinopteri; Gobiiformes; Gobiidae
Source: the annotation of a GenBank genome assembly